Molecule: messenger RNA, 903 nt
Organism: Helobdella robusta
Lineage: Eukaryota; Metazoa; Annelida; Clitellata; Rhynchobdellida; Glossiphoniidae
Exons: 4
Coding region: 1-903 (300 amino acids)
Source: RefSeq, a predicted model, not a curated record
AUGGGAGCCUCAAAGACCAAGCCAUCCACAACAAAAGUAUCCAAAUCGUCAAAAUCAUCGACACCAUCUUCGUUUAAAUCGCCGACCUAUUUGUCAUUAUCAUCGUCAUCGUCGUCGUCAAACUCGCCGCUAAUCUCGUCAUCAUCAACUGCGCCAUCUUGCGGCGACCCCAGACGACCUUGGGUUUUGAAGGUCAUGAAAGGUCAGCGGGUUAAUGUUACGCUGAUGGAUUUUUAUCUGCAGCCCGGAAGUGACGUGGACGAUUACGUCAUCGAUACGUCAGCUGAUGAUGUCCUGCUGUCUACUGACAUUUCUAUAGCAACGAACAAACCAACGAUGACAACAACACAGCGAACAACAACAACAACGACUACGAAGUUUGCCCAGGACUACUGCGACAAAUACGCCACCUUCGAAGACCUCGCCAUAUACAGUCCCGUGUUGGACAACAUCAUCAACAACAACAACAUCAACAACAACAACAACAGCAGCAACAUCAACAACAACAACAACAACAAUAAUAAUGCAAUUUUGAUCAGCAGAGAUAGUAAUGCCACUAAGAUGGAUGCCAUUUUGAACGGAGUUUAUGCCGACCACCCGACGUACCACCAAAACGCAAGCAGUAGCAGCAGCCACAACAACAACAAAAAGCCUUCAAGGGACCUUGGGACGAGGGGCGUACCAGGUAUAGGGGGUGCCAGGGUACUCUGUGGCAAGCGUAGGGUCGAAAUUCUGCACGCCUUUUCGUCACGAAGUAACGAGGUUUCUGUGAUUCUUCAUAGGACGGCUAGCCAGCCUGGCUACAAAUUUUUACUGAAAUAUGAAGCCGAGGCUUGUGCGAGUAUUUUCGAAGCUGUCAAAUUUGCAAUUUGUUCAUCACCGGGUAUGUUGAAUUUUUUUUAA